AAUUGAUUCCACAAUGGAGAAGAUCAGGCUCAUGCAGCAUCCUUCACCAAAACCACCAGCAGCCCCCAGAAGGACCCCAGCAGUGGCACAAAAGGUUCACGCACCAUCAUCUGCCCUACCAAAGAGACAGGAAUAUCAUCAGGAGACCCCAGUGAGACCCAAGGUUCCUGCGCCUCCAUCAAAACCUGCCCCGCUCAACAAAAAAGGACCUCGCCGUGGCACAAACCUCCGCACCAAAAAGCCAGUUGUGGAUGACAUCCGGCCUUUGGCGAACCCAUCAGAGGGCUUGUCCAUCUGCUUCAAGCAGCUGGAAUCAGAAGACUGGGAGGAGAAAAUGAAAGGCUUGAAAACUGUUCGGGCUCUGGCGCGACACCAUUCAGCACUACUACAGACCAAACUCCAUGAAAUCUGUUUGGUCCUUGAAGAACAGGUGAAUAAUCUGCGUUCUGCUGUGGCUGUUGCUGCAAUGGACGCCGUAGGAGAGCUCCAUGUCCAAUUAGGGAAAGCCAUGGACCCCCACGCAGAGAGGACAGGCCGCGCCCUGCUGCUGAAGUUGGCAACAACAACCAACACCUUCAUUCACCAGCAAGCUAACCUGGCCCUGGAUUCACUGGUGGAAGGCUGCAGCCCUGGAAGGAUUAUCACCUUUCUUGUCAACGCCGGGCUAAAUCAUCGUUGUGCUGCAGUAAGGGCCAGCACUGCACAGCACCUGCACCAGCUGGCAGACAUCAUGGGAGUGGACCAGACAUUAACGGCAGGAAAGGUCUUUGCAAAACGCUACCUGACUGCUGUCAGUAAGAUGGCAGUGGAUGCUGCACCAGAUGUCAGGCACCAUGGACAGGCGAUGCUUCAAGGACUCGUCCACCAGAAGGAUUUCAUCGCUCUGUAUGAUAAGGUUGUCCCAACGGCAGACAGGCGGCCCUUGCAGAAAAUCUUGCAGAAGAUGAGGCAGUAGAGGCAGUGGACCUGGGCUUGGGGUUUGCAUGUUCUCCCCCAAUGCCAGUCAGGGUUCUCUUCAACAUUCCCAAAGACAUGCAUAUUAGGUAUAUUCAGGUAAGUUAUUAGGUUAUUAGACUGGUGACUUGUCCAGGGUAGAUUCUGAACAAGUCACCAGUCUAUCUUGAGGCUGGCAUAGAGGUGCAGGGGUUAGCUCUGUUAGCUCACAGGAAGAGGGUUUUGGGUUAGGACCUUGUGUGGAGUUUGUAUGUUCUCCCUAUGCCAGUGUGGGUUUUCACCGGGUGCUCCGGUUUCCUCCCACAAUUCCAAAGACAUACAUAUUAGGUUAAUUGGACACUAAGUAAUAAUAAUGAUUGAAAUUAAUAAAUAA
Messenger RNA from Centropristis striata (black sea bass), 1327 nucleotides. RefSeq names its product TOG array regulator of axonemal microtubules protein 1-like. The record is from RefSeq and is a predicted model, not a curated record. The coding region runs from base 14 to 955 and encodes 313 amino acids. NCBI's taxonomy places the organism in Eukaryota, Metazoa, Chordata, Actinopteri, Perciformes, Serranidae. Gene Ontology annotation, molecular function: microtubule binding. Gene Ontology annotation, biological process: microtubule cytoskeleton organization. The transcript has 7 exons. Gene Ontology annotation, cellular component: cytoplasmic microtubule; cilium.